This is a messenger RNA of Ruditapes philippinarum (Manila clam), 2128 nucleotides long. RefSeq lists its product as uncharacterized. The record is from RefSeq and is a predicted model, not a curated record. Lineage: Eukaryota; Metazoa; Mollusca; Bivalvia; Venerida; Veneridae.
CUCAUUCUAGAUGCAAAAUGAUUUUUAUAGAAAGUUGAACCUACACACAUCUUAAGAACAGUCCGUGUAAAUAUGGAUAAAACCUUCUUGCUCUCCUUAUUAUAUUAGAAUUAUGAAAAUAGUCCUUCAAAUUGUCAGCCGAAUCUGGUGAUUUUUUUAAAGUUGAGUGGCCACUAUUAGCUUCUGUGGUAUUGUAAGUCCACAGAGGAACAUCUUCUUCAACAUUGUGAAGAAUGUUUGAGUCUAUUUUAAGUUAUUUUUAGUUACUUAGGCAUGGUAAAUGUGGGUCGUAAGAAGGAUGUCUGGAUAAAAAAGAAACCUGACAGUGUUUAUGCGAAGACUUCACCAAUCAUUGUCAAGGAAACAGUCAUCUGGACAGAAGCAAAGGGGCAAACUCUAAAACGACAUGGUAAAUUACCAGCAAUACCGGACAAUACUUCCUUGUAUUAUGAAGAUAAGAAUCAUUACAGCAGAAUCAACGAAAUUGAAAUGAGUGAUCUAGAUGAUGAGGAAUAUGAAUAUAAGGAGUUUCAUCUAAAAAAGAAAAGUGCGUCAGACGUUACAGUGUAUGAUGUAUAUACAAGGUCGAAAGAAGGAAUGAAUAGUACAUGUUUAGAAUAUAGUGAAAUGGUCAAAACCUUUCGUAGGUUGAUUGUUCAAAACGUGCGUGUUGAAGACGUCUUACCAUCUUUACAAUUCCUUGAGAACCAUGACAAUAUAUAUGAAGAAAGAAACAGUUCUCGUAAAAAAGCUGUAGAGUUCCUAUUGCACGAGUUGGAGAAAAGUGAAGAACCUGGGAAAUGGCAAAAAUUUAUUGAUGCAUUAAGGGUUACUGGAUACACGUAUAUUGUGGACAAUAUUCAGGGCUACAAGGUUAUAAGUCACGAAUACCAGAGAGAAUAUGUAAGAAAACUUAUUCCAAAAAUAGGCAAAAUGAUUACUCCAUGUAAAGUUCUUCCACAUCUUCGUUGUAAAGGGCUUGUAGCAAGAUGCGACAUGGAAGAAAUUGAAAAAGUAUCUGCAAUUUGUAGUAAUUAUGCAGGUGCAAAACUUUUACUUGAAAGACUUCUAGAAAACAAAAAAUACCACAACUGGUACGUUCUUUUUAUAGAGGCUUUACAAGAGGCAGGUAUGAAUGAGGUUGCCAUGGACCUUGAAAUCCCAGCUUUAUUACCAGGUUCGGCACAAAACUUCACUGAUACUGAUACCGUGUAUGUAAGUGAAAAUGAAACAAAAGAAAACCAAGAUGGAUCAAAGAAAGAAUCUAUUCAGCCUCACACUUUUGAUAAGGCAAGAGAUGCUGCAAAUGAAACACAUGGUAAAGAGCGAGAAGAACAUAUGAAAACAAAUGACAGUGAUGGUAAAAUAGAAGAGAAAACAAGAUGUUUAGAAUACAGAGAAAUGGUUAGAAUAUUCAAGCCAUUAAUCGUGCAGAAUCUUCUUGUCCAUGACAUAUUACCUUCUUUACCAUUUCUAGAAAAUCAUGACGAGAUAUAUGAAAUGAAGAAUCAUUCCGCAAAGUUAGCUGUACAGGUCCUGUUAGACGAAUUAGAGAAUUGUCAAGAACUCGGAAAAUGGGAAAAAUUUAUCAGUGCCUUAUCUGAUAAUGGGUACUCGUACAUCGUCGAUAACAUCAGGGGUUACAAGUUUAUCAACCAUUUUUAUCAAAGAGAGUAUAUUAAAAGCAUUACUCCAAAAAUCGGAUACAUGAUAAAAGUCUGCGAAAUCAUUUUUUUUGUUUACGCUAAAAAUUUAAUAAGUGAAAGUGAUAAAGAAAAUAUUCAAAGGGAGGAUGCCAACCGUGGUAACUUUGCAGCCGCAGUUUUACUACUCGACAGAAUCCACCGUAAGCAUCGCAAUUGGUACUUGCUAUUUAUUGAAGCCCUAAAUGAAGCAGGAAUGGACGAAGUUGUAAAAUGCCUGGAGAUACCAGCGCUAUUAGAAAGCAAAAGGACAAAGAAUUCCGAAGUCUACAAACAAUGUGAUGGAAGUAAAGGAGAAAAAAAGGUUACGCAAACGAGACGGUUGCCUCCCCCGCCCCCUGCAUGUCCUGUUCGUGCUGGUAAUUCAGAUGAAAAAUAUGACUACAGCGCGAAUGCACACGUGAAAGAAGAACAGCAAGAUACUG